Messenger RNA from Perca fluviatilis (European perch), 1554 nucleotides. RefSeq names its product SFT2 domain containing 3 (gene sft2d3). The record is from RefSeq and is a predicted model, not a curated record. NCBI's taxonomy places the organism in Eukaryota, Metazoa, Chordata, Actinopteri, Perciformes, Percidae. Gene Ontology annotation, cellular component: membrane. The transcript has a single exon. Bases 57 to 734 code for a protein of 225 amino acids. Gene Ontology annotation, biological process: vesicle-mediated transport.
CUUGUCUGCCGGAAGUUUAGAGUCUGCUAGCAGUUAGCCAGUUAGCUUCCUCCGUCAUGGCGGAACUGAACCGACAGCUGCAGGAGUACCUGUCCCAGUCUAAAGGCGGCGGAGCCCGGACCAUCUCCCAGUCCAGCUCCAGCACCACGGUGGACCUGGACGACCCGGAGCCGGUACCAGGCAGCUGGUUCGGCCGGUGGUCGAGCCGCUGGUCCGGGUCCAGCCACUCCGGCCAAAGCUCCGGUGGAAACAGCGGCUUUUCCUGGCCGUGGUCGGCCGAGCCGGACCCCUGUCUGCCGGGCAUGAGCCGCCGCCAACGGCUCGUGGCUUUCGCCGUGUGCGCGUCCUUCUCCGCGCUGUGCUUCGGACUGUCGGCGCUGUACGCGCCACUGCUGCUUCUCUACGCCCGCAAGUUCGCGCUGCUGUGGUCGCUCGGUUCGCUGUUCGCCAUCGCAGCCGCGGCGGUGCUUCGCGGGCCCAGCAGACUCGCCUCCGGGCUGCACAAGUCCCCCGGAGCCGCGGUGUACCUGUGCGCCCUAGCCGGGACUCUGUACGCGGCGCUGAGCCUCCACAGCACCGUGCUGACGGCGCUGGGAGCUGCCCUACAGGUGGCUGUGAUCUUCGGCUACGUGGUGUCUCUGCUGCCCGGUGGCAGCGCCGGGAUCCGGUUUAUGGGCGGCAUGGCGGCGUCCGCCAUCAAGAGGACAGUUACCGGGAAAACUAUGCCGAUCUGACCGGGGACGGAGUGCCACAGAGCGGACACGUUGCACAGACAGUCGGGGGGUGGGGACACAGGGGACCAGGGCCCGCGGGAGAGUCUGCAGACGGUCCCGGUGUCUGCAGAUCAACACAGACACAAUCUGCGGAGUUUUUAAGUUUUCAGCUGUGAACCAGGAUGAAAAUGUGCGGAAUGUAUCGGGCUGUUGUUGUGCUCCAUGUGGACACGUGUUAACAUUCAGAGUUUAAUUUUAAAUAGUUGUAACCCUGGUGUUGUCUUCCCGUUCACCGUAUCCUAACUUUUAGUUUUUUCUGGGUCAAAAUUGAAAAGAUUUCCAAGUUUUUUUUGUCACUGUUUCCGAAAUUGUAGUCGGAUUUUUUUCCCAGCAAUUGUUUUGGAUAUUUUUGUCGAUUUUUCUUCUCGCGUUUUUGAAGCUUUGACCAAAUGUCUGUUUGUUUUUUACGAUAAAAUUAAAUAAAACACCCAAAUUCAAUAAAAGUAGUGAACUGAUCAUUUAUUUUACAUGUGAAGAGUUAUGGCUGUAUGGAACCAGCCACUUUAUUUUUAUUUGGUUGAAAGAAAACCCAAAUUCCUGACAUGGAAUUGUUUUUUUAUAUUUUUAUUUUUAAACUGGUUAAAAUUUGCCCCCGAGGACAACAUGAGGGUUAAUUAUUAUUAUGGGCUGUUAACAGCCGGCUGCUGCUCACAGGACCAAAUCAAGUUUAAGAUGAUUGAACUGUUUAAAUUUUCUCUGAUGUAUUAAUUGAUUAAUUAAUUGAUUGUUUGAGAGAGUGAAGAGAAUCCCUUUAAUAAAGAGAACUAAACAUGGCUUCAUA